Messenger RNA from Mizuhopecten yessoensis (Yesso scallop), 4135 nucleotides. RefSeq names its product serine/threonine-protein kinase MARK2-like. Lineage: Eukaryota; Metazoa; Mollusca; Bivalvia; Pectinida; Pectinidae. Gene Ontology annotation, cellular component: cytoplasm. The record is from RefSeq and is a predicted model, not a curated record. Gene Ontology annotation, molecular function: ATP binding; protein serine/threonine kinase activity. The transcript is spliced from 9 exons. Gene Ontology annotation, biological process: protein phosphorylation; intracellular signal transduction. Bases 1642 to 3918 code for a protein of 758 amino acids.
UCUGCAGAGUAACUUCAACCAAGUAUUUAGGCUACAUGGCGAAAAAUUUCUGAAUACAUGUAAAGGAUAUUAUUUAAUUUAUUUCAAUUAUCUAUAGGUUAAAAUAUUCAGAAGACCACCAAUGGAUACCUAUUCCAUCAGCCGAAGUGCAGGUGUUUCAAUCGUUAUGAGAGAGUUAAAGGUAACGGCGCUGUAGAAGCAACAUCAUUAUGUCCUUAUGUCGAAGUGUCAUUCACCUGGUUCUAUCGUCGCUCUAGACAGCUUGUCGUGAUAAGUAGAAAGGAUUUCUGAUAGAAGACCAGUAUUGCUACAACUGCCUUACCAGAUUUCUCCAGCAGGAUUGUUAAGAUUAUGGAAAGCAAAGGUAAUUGAUCUGGGACGUUUGACUUUUAGACAUCAUUGACUCCCUCCUAGGCUGGCUUACCUGGUUGGAGGUCUCACAUUAUGUAACAUAAUGUCCGACGAAGACGUAUUGAACGAAGUGAUUUGAUGUGAACUUUGCCAGGUGUAUUUAUUUCGCCGAGAUUUUUCUGCACGAUACCGUAUUACAAACCAUUGAUUCUCCAAGCUCUAAUCGUUGGCCAACAGAAGCAUACGCAUACAGUAUUGAGGACGUCUUUAUCAUAUUACAGUGUUUCGCUAAUAUAGUGGUCUCCAACCUUUCACAUAUCCAUGUUUAACGCCAGGCUUUUCACUUCUAUAUCAAAGGUCAAAAUAUGAACAAUCCUACCGGAAGGAUGUAAAGAUAUUUCACCUUAUCAUACAUGUACUAUUGACAUCAAGCGUGCAUAUAUUUCUAAUGAUGUUUUCUUGUGGACUAAACAGCGUGCCUUUGAAUUAAUGAGGUAUUUAUAUAUUGACGAUAUGUUAUCUAUGGGUAAAAGUGGCUGGCCCAGGCUUUGAUAAAUGACUUGUCGCGCUCUUUCCUUGUUACAGUAAUGGAUGCCUUAGAUCUUUGAUGUUAUAACCUCAGGUUUCAGUUAUUUAAACGCAGUUAAUGACUAAACAAUCGCAUUGCGGUAUGUGAUGAAAAUAUCAUAAUACAACAGUCAAUGCCGUUUAUCGAUUCACAGAAAGUGUUGCCAGAUUCUACACGCUUGAGUACAAGCUCAUUAUAUCGUUUGAAUAUCCGUUAAAAGCUGUGAUAUAGGGCUUUGUGCGUUUUGGAAUAUACGGUAAAGACCGGAGGAGAGUAGUCAGAAAAUAAAUACCUAUACAUGUAUACCUUAGAAAUACAUAUCUAUUAAAUUUCCUACUUCAUCAUUGCUGGAACCGAGACUUUGAUGUUAACGGGAUCUAGCUGUUAAAACUAUGACACACUGUGUGUCCCUGUGUAUCAACAUGCAGUUUGCCCCACAAACAUGACCGUUCAGUAAUCAUAGUACAUUUUUUAGAGUGUUCCUGAAUUGUCAAUGCUGAGUAUUACAAACAAAAACAAUGCUAUUCAUUCGCACGGCUAACGCACACCCAAUUUGGACAAAGUGUUGUAUACAAAACUACCUUACCCGUGAAUGAUACCUGCUGGACUGUGCACACCUUAAAAUAGGAUUAUCACAAUGGACUAGAUAAAACAAAACAAACUUUGGUACCUAGAUAAUAGGCUCAUCAUGGAAUGUACUGCCGAAAGCAUACGGCCACAACAUGUUGCAUGUCAUGGAUAAAUUUGAGAGGCAAUUUACGGAUAAUUAUGUUCCAUUCGACAAAAAGAAGAAGGUUGGAAAUUACAUUCUUGGACGAACAAUUGGAGAAGGUUCCUUUGCUAAGGUUCGCCAGGGCUUCCAUGUCCUGGCUAGAGACAAGGUAGCGGUGAAGGUGGUAUCGAAGAAAGCCAUUUUGUUGAGAGAUUAUGUUCGGAAAAACGUGCACAGGGAGGCAGUGGUGCUACAGAAACUUCAGCACCCCAACAUUGUCCGUCUGUUUGAGGUGAUGGAAACAGAGAACACAUACUACAUAGUCCUGGAAUACGCUGACGGCGGAGACUUCGUCAAAUAUCUAUCUGCAAAAAAGUGUUUGACUGAAUUCGAGAGCAGACGAUUUUUGCGACAACUGACAUCAGCAGUGGAUCACAUGCAUAGAUCUAAUAUUGUUCAUCGAGAUUUGAAACUGGAGAACUUCUUACUUGACAAAGAUUUGAAUAUCAAAAUAAUUGACUUCGGCCUCAGUAACCUAUUCCACGGUGAGACAUCACUCAGUACUCAGUGUGGGUCGCCAGCAUACGCCGCCCCGGAAAUAUUUAGCAACCAGAAGUACGGAUCAAGUGUCGACAUCUGGAGUCUCGGAGUAUGUAUGUAUGCAAUGCUGAUCGGCACUUUGCCAUUCGUACCACAACCAGCUAACAAUCUGGCCCAACUUCACGCGUUAAUUCUUAAAGGGUGCUCCGUCCCAGAAGAACUCUCAAUAGAAUGCAAAGAUCUGUUGAAACGCAUGUUACAACCAGACUACAAGCGUCGAAUCAGGAUUGAAGAGGUGCUGCACCACGUUUGGAUAUCGGUAGGGUAUGAUGAACAUAUUUACCGCCAGCCAAUACUUCCCAAUGUCAUACCAACACUUCCUCAGGAAUCUGUGGUUCACUACAUGACAAACACAUACAACUUUACAGAAUCUGACGUUAUCGAGUCUCUAGGGGAAAGGAAGGUUAACUCCAUAGCUGCCACGUAUAACCUCCUGCUUGGAAGAUUUGAAAGUGGACUGCAAUUAGUCGGACAGUCCGUGGAAUCCCCUAAGCGAGAUCAUCAGUGUCCGUCUGAAAGUGACUCUCUCACAAACAGUGGACAUAUUCUGGAAAAGGGAAGACUACCCGCUGAACUGAACACACCUAUGAUAAACCCCACUUCAUACAGAAGAUAUGUGCAAUUUUUGCAAGAGACGAGACAUAAAACCCUUAGUCGGCAACAAAACGAAUCUUUUUUGUUUCAAAGACAGAAAAUUAUAGCUUCAAUAAAACCAGAAAGUAGAAUAGGAAUAACAGAAGGAUCUAACGGCAAAUUCACCAACUACAAUGUGUCAUAUUCUGCCCCAACGUAUGAACAACUGUAUGCGUGGGGGUCAGAUAGGGGUGGCAAACAUGACGACCUUUCAAAGAAAUCGUUUGAAGUUCACGACGAUUUAACAAAGGAGUCAAAAGCAGAUGACCAGACAAUACUGCCUGUGGUGGAUACUGACAAAAAUAGGACUAGAAAUCUUACAGUUUAUUCCCAGAAAUCGAUGGUGCGGCAACAGUCAGACAGUGAUUGUAGUGACAUUUUAGACGACUCAAACAAAAUUUUCCCUGUCAAAACCUCAAAACCAUCUUCAACGGGUAAAUUAGUACUACCCGGCAGAAGUCAUCCAAACGGAAAAAAGAAACCACCACAGCGUUCUAUAUCAGAACCCAAUACUAGAGAGACAGAUGGUUUAUCAAUAGUGCUGACCGAGCCCUGCGGCGACGAAGCUUGGGGUCCCGUACAAAGACAUAAGGCUAAAUUAGUGAAAGGUGUGACCCUUACGCUUUCGAGGAGUAAAACAAUAUUCGGCAGUUCUAUAUCAUCUCAAAAGCUACUUACAUCAAGGGAUCAACGAAUUCUAGGUGACGCUCAAAUCGUUGGCAAAGAACAAUAUUCACAAUCUGGUCGUAUAAUGGUCGAGCGAUCAGCAUCGACUCGUCAUUAUCGUCAAACGUACGUGACCGACUACCAAAAACCAAAGACAGCGACUGGCGUGAAGAACAGAUUUCCGGAGGUUGUAAAUCCUGCAAAUAUAAGAGCCAAAUCGGACUUAGGAAUGUACACUAAGAGUGAAGAGAGUUCCCAUUUACCAGAUGUGGUGGAUUUGUCUAGCUAUGAUGUUCCUGUUUGCCCUCCCUCCCCAGUAGAACGACUGAUAGUUGAUGAUGAAGCGCCAAUGAUACGGAUUCGAAUCACUAGUUGUAUGAAACAGUAAGCCGCCUUUUGAACCAUGUGCAAUAAUGAUAAUAUAUAUGGAAGCUUUGUAAUUUGAUGAACAACAACAGGAAUGUUGUCAGGAGCGAACAUUGAGUACAUACCUAAUGUUUUGGUGUCGGAGGGAGGAUAUACACUUAAUGGACGCGUAUGCAUGAUCAAACGUUAAAAUGCAAUAAUGACAUUAAAAUAGUAUCAGUAUAACAACCUUGUGUUUG